AUGAGUACAUUGGUGGUUGAUAAGCAUGCAUCUGAUCGAGAUCAUGUUCAUGUGAUAAAGUUGGAAGCGUCUGCCCAUAUGGGUCCGGAUAUGUGGGGUCAACCCACUGAACAACGUUGUAACAUAACCAUGAAUAUGGGCACAGAUUUUUCUAAAUCUUCAGAGACAGAUGAUUUGAAAUAUUCAUUGAACUACGCUGUGAUCUGUAAGGACAUGUUGAAAUACAUAGGACUUAAGAACAAUAGAUGGGGAUCCGUUGGUGCGAUGACUCGUGAUGUAGCUCAAUUUGCAAUGGAUAGUUGGCUUGGUAUCAAUAAUUUAAAUUUAGAAGUUAAUGUCCCAUCUGUCCACAUCCGUUCCAAGGAUAUUGCGUGUGAGGUUAACAGAAGUCGUGCUGCUGUUACAGAGGAUUUACAGGACUUUAUCAAAAUACAGAACCUCCGUCUAUUGACGCUAAUUGGUGUUUUUACCUUUGAAAGAAAGGAAAAACAGUUUGUGGACCUAGAUAUUAAAAUACCAUGGCCAAGAAACAGAGAACAUCAUAUUUCAAUCAAGAAAAUAGUAGAUAAGAUAGUUCAACAUGUUGAGAACUCAAAUUUUAAAACAGUAGAGGCACUAGCAGAAAAUAUAUGUGGUAUUAUUGGACAUGACUCAUAUUUUGGACACAAUUUGAAAGACCUACCAAUUUCUGUUAAGGUUAUUAAAUUAAAUGCUAUCACUGAUACUGAAGGUGUGGGUGUCAGUUGUGUGAGAAAACCAAGUGAAUUGCCUCACUAUGAUCAAAAGCCAUUUAGCAAUCGUUCUGAUCCAAAAAGUUUGGAUGAUUCGUUUAAUUUACCGGUGGGUACAAACGUUCCAUUAAUUGAAGGAGCUUGGAAUACUGCAUUCCUUGCAUUUGGGUCAAAUAUUGAACCUAGAAGGCAGCAAGUGGAAAGAGCUAUAAAUUUACUGAGAGAAAAUCCAAAUGUGAAAGUAAAGGGCUUUUCCUCAUACUUUGAGAGUGAACCGAUGUAUUUUAAAGAUCAGUCACCUUUCUUGAAUGGUUGUAUUGGUAUUGAAACAACACUUUCACCUCACGAACUACUAGAGUUGUGUAAGGACAUCGAAUACACAAAGUUAGGGAGAGUCAAAAAGUUCAAUAAUGGGCCACGAACAAUUGACCUGGAUAUUAUAUUUUAUUUAAGCGAGAGCGGUGAGCAUGUUUUGGUGAAUGAUACAGAUCUUACUGUACCUCAUCCAAGGAUGUUGGAACGGACGUUCGUUCUCGAACCACUAUGCGAAUUAUUACACCCAGAAUUUACACAUCCUGUAUCUGCAGAACCUGUUUUCAAUCAUUUGGAAAAUAUAUAUGAUAAUGAGAACCCAGAAGAUAUUUUAUGGAAGCUUAUACCACUACCGUCAAAAGAUGGAGAAAGUGAAAAAUUUCUGAAGUUCAAAAACGUUAAGGUUUAUGAUGAGAUUCUAGGUAUAAGUAGAUGGAGAACACAAUCGUCUGCUUUGGCUAUGGGAGUUGUGAACACAACACCGGAUUCCUUUUCUGAUGGUUCGGAAUCUUACUUAGACGUAAAUGAAAAGGUUGAAAAGGUUAAGAAAAUGAUAAAUGAUGGUCUAAGAUUAAGUGAGCAGUUAAUUGUGGAUAUUGGCGGGUGUUCAACAAGACCUGGCUCAACACAGGUUUCUGAAGAAGAAGAAAUUGAAAGGACUAUUCCUUUAAUAAAGGCCAUUAAAGCAUGCUCUGAUAUCCCAUUUGAUAAGGUUUUAUUGUCGAUAGAUACAUAUAGGUCAAAGGUUGCUCAGAGUGCUAUUGAAUGCGGUAUUGAUAUUGUAAAUGAUAUUUCAGCCGGGUCUUUUGAUCCGACAAUGUUUGAUGUCAUCGCCAAUAAUCCACAAAUAGCAUAUGUAUUAUCUCAUAUCAGAGGUGAUAUUGCCACGAUGUCUACUAAAACCACAUAUGGUGAACCAGAUGGAACGCAUUAUGUAAAUGGUAGAAAAAACACAUCAGAAAGCACGGUUCUUAUCAGGAAUAUCGGAAAGGAAAUGGCCGAUAGAUAUUGUUUGGCCAUGAAGAAAGGAGUUCAAAGGUCCCAAUUAAUUUUGGAUCCUGGUAUUGGAUUUGCCAAAAAUGCCAAACAGAAUUUGCAGAUAAUUAAACAAACUUCCCUUUUAAAAAAUUACAGUUAUGUACAAGACAAUCUAUCGGUUAAUUUCAGAAAUAUUCCAGUGUUAGUCGGCCCUUCCAGAAAAAAAUUCUUGGGUACUAUAACAAAAGAAGAUGAUCCAUCUAAAAGAGACUCAGCCACCAGUUCUAUAGCAGCUACAUGUGUAGGAUUUGAUGCGGAUAUUAUUAGAGUGCACAAUGUCAGAGAGUGUAUCCAAAGUAUUAAAUUGGCAAAUGAAUUGUACAGAUCUGCGACCUUAACCUAA
Molecule: messenger RNA, 2424 nt
Organism: Nakaseomyces glabratus
Lineage: Eukaryota; Fungi; Ascomycota; Saccharomycetes; Saccharomycetales; Saccharomycetaceae
Gene: FOL1
Product: trifunctional dihydropteroate synthetase/dihydrohydroxymethylpterin pyrophosphokinase/dihydroneopterin aldolase FOL1
Biological process (GO): tetrahydrofolate biosynthetic process
Cellular component (GO): mitochondrial envelope
Molecular function (GO): dihydroneopterin aldolase activity; dihydropteroate synthase activity; 2-amino-4-hydroxy-6-hydroxymethyldihydropteridine diphosphokinase activity
Source: RefSeq, a predicted model, not a curated record